UUGUCCUUCGAAAAUGUUAUAAAGUUCCCAUUAAAACGAGAUAAGGGGAGAGUACACUGAUUCUGAAAAUGGCGUCCAUUGAGUCUUUCUCUUCGAUUUUCUCGUCUACCGCGAUGAAAUUUCCUUCUCCGAAGCUCUCUCAUAUGGCCGUAUCCACAACGAGGUUCCCUUCUAUCUCAGUCGCUCCAAUGGCCUCGGCACAUCUAAUGGCAGCCACUACGAAGCACUCUGCUAAACCCACGAAAACCAUUUCUGUUGUACCACCACCAACCCCAACUUCCCACACAAACUCAACCACCACAACUUCUGUUCCUACCAAAAAGGUGCUGGUACCAGUCGGGCAUGGUACCGAAGAAAUGGAAGCUGUUAUCAUUGUAGACGUUCUCCGCCGAGCUGGUGCGGAUGUCACGGUGGCCUCAGUGGAACCGCAGCUCGAGGUUGAAGCUUCAGGCGGUACAAAAUUGGUAGCUGACACCUCCAUUAAGACCUGUUCCAAUCAAGUUUUCGAUCUAGUUGCUUUGCCGGGAGGAAUGCCGGGCUCGGCCAGAUUAAGAGACUGUGAAAUUCUGAAAGAAAUUACAAGCGAACAUGCCAGGAAAAAUAGACUUUAUGGAGCAAUAUGUGCUGCUCCAGCUGUAACUCUUCUACCAUGGGGCCUUCUAAAAAGAAAGCAGACAACCUGCCACCCUGCAUUCAUGGACAAGCUUCCGACUUUCUGGGCAGUCAAGUCGAAUAUCCAGGUUUCUGGAGGGCUUACAACAAGCCGGGGACCUGGAACUUCUUUUGAAUUUGCCAUUUGCCUCGUGGAGCAGUUAUUUGGGGAGUCUGUGGCCAGAGAAGUUGGAGAAUUAAUGAUGGUUUGUGCUUCAGACAAUGAAUCAAGAAAGGAAGAAUUCAACACAGUGGAUUGGUCUGUUGACCACAUCCCUCGUGUUCUUAUUCCAAUUGCUAAUGGUUCUGAAGAGAUUGAAGUGGUAACUAUUGCCGAUAUUUUAAGAAGAGCUAAGGUGGAUGUUGUAGUAGCUUCAGUUGAGAAAUCCCUGAAGAUUAAAGCAUCUCAAGGAACCAGGAUAGUUGCUGACAAGUUGAUUCGGGAAGCUUCUGAGUCAAUAUUCGAUUUAAUUAUUCUCCCGGGAGGAAUCGCUGGGGCUGAGCGACUUGGCAAAUCAAGGAUUCUAAAGAAAUUGCUCAAAGAACAGAAACUGGCUGGAAGAAUUUAUGGAGCAGCAUGUUCCUCACCACAAAUUUUGCAUAAACAGGGUUUACUGAAGGAUAAGAAAGCGACAGCCCAUCCAUCUAUUUUAAGCUCACUCGCCAAUGUAGUCAACGGAACCAAAGUGGUUAUCGAUGGUAAACUGAUUACAAGCCGGGGACUAGCCACAGUAACAGAGUUCACAUUAGCUAUAAUAAGUAAGCUUUUUGGUCAUGCAAGGGCAAGAAGUGUGGCAGAGGGCCUUGUGUACGAGUACCCCAGAAGCUAAAAAGUGAUAGGGUGUCAAGUUCUGUAAAUGGAGCACAAUGUUCUCAUCAAGAGUAUAGAACUUGAUCACCUGUGUAAGGGUGAAGACCUUCAUACUUCGUGGUUGGGGAAAUAUAAGCAGAGGCAGAGUGGACCCUUGUUACAUUUGAGUUUGAUUUUACGAUAAAGGGGUUCACUGAUUGUUCUUUCCUUUCCCUUUCCAUUGUAAGUGUUAUUUUUGUCGUGCAUUGUUUUUCUUGUUAUGACACUGAAAGCCUAGUAGUACGUGAAUUCUUUUUUAGCA
Humulus lupulus (European hop) is the source of this 1763-nucleotide messenger RNA. RefSeq names its product protein DJ-1 homolog C. Bases 69 to 1481 code for a protein of 470 amino acids. NCBI's taxonomy places the organism in Eukaryota, Viridiplantae, Streptophyta, Magnoliopsida, Rosales, Cannabaceae. The transcript is spliced from 8 exons. The record is from RefSeq and is a predicted model, not a curated record. Gene Ontology annotation, molecular function: protein deglycase activity. Gene Ontology annotation, cellular component: nucleus; cytosol. Gene Ontology annotation, biological process: protein deglycation, glyoxal removal; guanine deglycation, glyoxal removal.